AUGGCUGUCGAGGGAGAGUCAAGUGUGAUGAGUGAAGCAGUAAAUGGACUGUUCGGAUUAGUGAGAGGGGAGUUGGCAGCAUUGAGGGGGGAGCUGGUAGUGGUCAGGGAGGAGGUGGCUCGACAGAAGGAGCGAGUGGCGAUGCUGGAUGGGAGGAACCAGGAUUUGGAAAAUGAGUUGAGGCGUGCACUGGGUGUUGUGGAAGAGAGGAGUGUGGCGACUGCUGCUGUGGUGGAGGAGAGGGGGAGAGAGGUGGCAGCAGUGAAGGGGGAUCUGUUUCGAAUCAAUGCAGAGUUGGCAGUAGUGAAUGUGAAUUUGACAGCAGUAACGGGGAAGGUGACUGCAAUGAAAGGGGAGGUGAAUGCACUGAAUUGGGAGGUAAAUGAAGUGAGGGGGGAGGUGAAUGCAGUGAAGGGGGAGGUGAAUGCAGUAAAUGGGGAGGUGAAUACAGUGAAAGGGGAGUUGAAUGCAGUGAAGGGAAAGGUGGGUGCAAUGAAGGGGGACGUCAAUGCAGCGGAGGUAGCUGAGCACAAGCAGUCAACUACAUUGCAGCUGGAGGAGGCUGAGUGUAGGCGAGUGGCGGAGAUGAGGGAGAUGCGAGGGGUGGAGGAGAGGGAGAGGAAGCUGGCAGCAGUGAAGAAAGAGUUGGAUGCUCACAAGAAUGCCCGCAUGAAGGUGGACGUUGACUUGCAAAUCAGGCAGAGUGAAGGCGAUCAGAAGACGGCAUGGCAGGUGGGUGUUGCGUGA
Closterium sp. NIES-65 is the source of this 747-nucleotide messenger RNA. The record is from the annotation of a GenBank genome assembly. NCBI's taxonomy places the organism in Eukaryota, Viridiplantae, Streptophyta, Zygnematophyceae, Desmidiales, Closteriaceae.